Molecule: messenger RNA, 1894 nt
Organism: Pristis pectinata (smalltooth sawfish)
Lineage: Eukaryota; Metazoa; Chordata; Chondrichthyes; Rhinopristiformes; Pristidae
Gene: mettl27
Product: methyltransferase like 27
Exons: 7
Coding region: 508-1212 (234 amino acids)
Molecular function (GO): S-adenosylmethionine-dependent methyltransferase activity
Source: RefSeq, a predicted model, not a curated record
GUACUACUAGUCUCGGCUGUCCUGUCCCCUUGAAAUUGUGCAGCAAGAGUCGGUGUCUUUAAGGGUGUAACUGGGAAACUAGGAUGGCGGUAGUUUGGGGUUCGCUGAUUUAACUGUUGGCCAAGUGUUUCACACAUCUUCUGGCGCUCUGGUUUUGAACUGUUCUAGGCCUGGCUAUCGCAGGCACAGGAAAUGCAGCCGUUGGCGGCGAGAGAGUGUGUAAGACUUCGUUGGCCGUGUUGCUGAAACAAAUCGCAAACUGUUUGCGAACAGAGCAGCAGUUUUGACAGUUUGAGGCGCAGGUUUUGUCGGGGUCGUUGACCCGCGGUCGCGGUGACAUGGCGGCGGCCGGGCGGGAGUGACGGUUGGCUCGCGGGCUUCGAAAGGCAGCGCGAGGAUGCUGCCUGACCUCUGAGUUCCUACACCAUCUUGUUUGUUGCUCCAGAUUCCAGCAUCUGUCUCUCAACUGUUUUUUCUUAUCUACAAAUUAAUAUUUUACACUGCAGAAUGGCAGCCAAUUCAAGAACACUUGCAGAUGUGCAAGGAACUGUUCUCUCUCUUCAUAAAAUCUCUGCAAUCAAAGAAACAAUAUCGUUUUAUGAUACCUGGUCUGAACUCUAUGAACAGGAUGUGAAACUUCUGGAUUAUCGGGCCCCUCUCUUAGCUUCGAUGAGUUUAGCAGAUGUAAUGCUUGAAGACCGUGAUCAAGCACUGGUUCUGGACGUAGCUUGUGGGACAGGACUAGUAGCUAUGCAGUUACAGAAACUUGGAUUUUGCAACUUCCAUGGAGUGGAUGGCAGCGAAAGAAUGUUGCAAUUGGCAGAGUCUAAAUCAGUAUACCAAACCCUUCAGAAAUGUAUCCUACAUGCUGGAUCACUUCCGCUGUCUUCCGAUACUUAUGAUGCUGUUUUGAUUGUUGGGGCACUAAGUGAAGGACAGGUGCCAUAUACCAUCAUUCGAGAACUCCAUCGAGUUACCAAGCUGGGGGGCUUUGUGUGCAUGACCACCAGGAUGAAUGUUUCAAAUCACCUUUACAAGACACAGCUGCAAGCUGUGAUAGAGGAAAUGGAGCAAAAAGGACUGUGGGUAAAGGUAAAAGUACAAGAAAUAAAACACUGGGAAAAGGCAUCUUCUGUACAUGAAACUAAACAAGAUUCGACCUAUAUCCCUGGGAUAAUCUUUAUCUACCAAAAAUCCAAGGAUCAUGAAUAAAAUAAAAACUCAGGAUCAUGAUUAAGAUGAAAACUGAGAAUUAUGAAAGUAGACAUUUAUUUAGAUUCACCUGCUUUUAAUCACAGUAUUGUUACUGAAAUAACAUACUGGGGUUGUAAUGAUGGACUUCUAACAAGUUGUAUAUUCACACAUGAACAGUAUUUCACUCAACUUUGAUUCACACAUGCAGAAUAUGGGCUUGUUGAUAAAGAAGUUUGCUUUUAAAAAAUGUUUAAGUAUGUUUGCAUUAUUAGGAUAAUUGUUUACACCGGAAUGUUAAUUGUCAAUAUUUUAAACUGAAGUGGGGAAGCUGGAAUACUUUGGGAAGUAAUGACACUAAUAACAAAAUCUGCUGUCUACCUGGUCUGGCCUGUACUUGAUUCCAGACCCAUUACUGUGGUUGACUCUUAACUGUGUCCUCGGGCAGGCAUGGUUGUGUAGCAGUUAGCGUAACGCUUUACAGUGCAAGCGACCUAGGUUCAAUUCCAGCCACUGUAAGUCGUUUGUACGUUCUCCCCUUGUCUGCAUGGGUUUCCUCCGGUGCUCCGGUUUCCUUCCACAUUCCAUUGACGUACGGAUUAGGAAGUUUUGGGCAUGCUCUGUUGGUGCCAGAACACUCUACGCAAAAAGAUGCUUUUCAUUGUGUGUUUCGAUGUACGUGUGACUAAUAAAGAUAUCUUAA